AUGGCUCUAUUAAAAACAUUAGUUUCACGAUAUAUUUUACCAACUACGUACCGGGCGACAGCAAUAAGGUAUUCAUCCACUGACCCAAAAUUGGCCGAAUCAGAUGACUCCCCUGUUGAAAUGGAGAACCCAUAUAAAAAAGAAGUUCGCCAAUGUAUUUUGUGCAAGCUCAACAUAACACCAGAUUAUAAGAACCACAGAUUAUUGUCCCAAUUCCAAAGUCCAUACACCGGUCGCAUUUACGGAAGACAUAUUACUGGUUUAUGCAAAGCCAAACAAGAUUUAGUAGAAAGUGAGAUCAGAAAAGCUCAGAAUUGUGCUUACAUGCCUUACUAUUACAAGGAUAAAAGUUUUUUGAAGGACCCUAAGCUGUUUGAUCCAGAAAAUCCUAUUAGGUCUCAUAGAUUUUAA
Arctia plantaginis is the source of this 411-nucleotide messenger RNA. NCBI's taxonomy places the organism in Eukaryota, Metazoa, Arthropoda, Insecta, Lepidoptera, Erebidae. The record is from the annotation of a GenBank genome assembly.